Amphibalanus amphitrite is the source of this 1584-nucleotide messenger RNA. Its product is annotated as YEATS domain-containing protein 4-like. Gene Ontology annotation, biological process: regulation of DNA-templated transcription. The record is from RefSeq and is a predicted model, not a curated record. Bases 690 to 1364 code for a protein of 224 amino acids. The transcript is spliced from 6 exons. Lineage: Eukaryota; Metazoa; Arthropoda; Thecostraca; Balanomorpha; Balanidae.
ACAGUACUUCUAACAACUGUGUAAUGUUUGAUUGGCGGCUACUUACUUGCCGCCCCCACUGAUGAUGUUACUUUUGCCUGUUUUUGUGUGGUGAUUCUAGGCUUUGGAAACUUUCUUUCGGUGUGUUUUGAUUACUGAUUCGUCUCUGUGGAGGUCUAAUGUGAACGGUACGGGAGGUCUAAGUGAAACAACAGUGCACUCUGAGCACAUGUCCUCUGUGGUUCGUGUUUUCUAUUCUCUCUUUUAUUUUAGUAUAUGGUAGUAUAUAUAGCUAGCUCGUAGAGUGGUCUGAAUUUCUCUCGCUCUCUCUUUCUCUGAUUACCUGGUAACACUCUGACUAGAAGAGUAUUGAUCUUUCUUUCAUCAUUUUGUAGAUUGCUGCCCAAUCAAACUAACACUAACACUGCUACUCAGGUCUGUUCCUUCUGGCUUAAUCCUUCCCCGGCAAUUUCCUCCCCUGGCAUUUGUCCUUCCCUAGGUUUUUUCCUUUUCCGGCUACCCACAACCCUGCUUAGUUACCGCUUAGUACCUACCAACCCCGACACUACAUCGUGGAAGAUCGGACAGUUGAAUGCAAGAAACGAAGAAGUUGGACGCUAGGGCCUGACGGCUGCGCGCCCUAACCCACAAAGAAGAAGAAGUAUAGGCACAGUGUAUAUAAAUAGAUAGUGGUGUGGUAAGCUUCAGACAUGUCUGAAUCACAAGAUUCUGUAGAAGGAAGUGGAAGAAUGAAGGGAGUGACCGUAGUGAAGCCAAUCGUAUAUGGGAACCUGGCUCGACCCUUUGGAAAGAAGCGGGAGGAGGAUGGCCACACGCACCAGUGGACCGUUUACGCCAAACCGUACAACAACGAAGACAUGUCUGUGUACGUGAAGAAGGUGCAGUUCAAGCUGCACGACAGCUACCCUAAUGCCACCCGGGUGGUCUCCAAACCGCCGUACGAGGUCACCGAGACCGGCUGGGGGGAGUUCGAGGUCGUCAUCAAAAUCUACUUCGAGGACCCUAAUGAGCGGCCGGUGACGCUGUACCACGUGCUGAAGCUGUUCCCCUCGAGCGGCGCCCCUGCGCCCGUCGUCAUGGGUCCGCUGAAGACGCUGGUCUGCGAGUACUACGACGAAAUGAUCUUCCAGGAGCCGUCGCUGAUGAUGCAGCAGCUGCUGACGUCCACUCGGCAGAUCACCCUCGGCCCGUACAAACACGAGACAGACUUUGAGGAGAAGCGGCAGAAGACUGAGGCAGCCAUUAACUCUGCUCGAGACAAAGUAAAACGAGAGAUUGACGACCUCAGGGACAAGCUAAAGCUGGCCAAAGAGACGAUCGCGCGCUUCCGGUCGGAGAUCGAGAAGUCACAGGCGAUGCACUGAUAGUGGUGAUACUUGUGCUCUAUUCAGCAUCCACUUACCCUGCAACCUUCUCCAGAGAAAGUAAUCCAAUUGACUUUCUGGGAGGUGGGAGGCAAGGGAAAGAGAGGGUAGGAGAUGUGUGGGGCCGUGUAGCGCGGUGCCGCUAUCUUGACUGUCUCCCCUUGCUCAUCAUGUCAUUUGUAUAUAUUCAUUUUUUUGUAAUAUAUCACUUAUUUUUGGC